AUGGCGCUGCGGCGGGGCGGGCGGGCGGGGCGCGGGCGGCUGCUGCUGCUGCUGCUGCUGCUGGGCGCCGCGAGCCUCGUGCGGCCGGGCGCGCAGGUGAGGCGGCUGGCGCGCUGCCCCGCCACUUGCAGCUGCACCAAGGAGUCCAUCAUCUGCGUGGGCUCCUCCUGGGUGCCCAGGACCGUGCCGGGCGACAUCAGCUCCCUGAGCCUGGUAAAUGGAACAUUUUUGGAAAUCAAGGACCGAAUGUUUUCCCAUCUGCCUUCCCUGCAGCUGCUAUUGCUGAAUUCUAACUCGUUUACCGUCAUCCGGGAUGAUGCUUUUGCUGGACUUUUCCAUCUCGAGUACCUGUUUAUCGAAGGGAACAAAAUAGAAACCAUUUCAAGAAAUGCCUUUCGUGGCCUCCGUGACCUGACUCACCUUUCUUUGGCCAAUAACCACAUAAAAGCGCUCCCAAGGGAUGUCUUCAGUGAUUUAGACUCUCUGAUUGAACUUGACUUAAGGGGCAAUAAAUUUGAAUGUGACUGCAAAGCCAAGUGGUUGUAUCUGUGGUUGAAGAUGACAAAUUCCACUGUCUCCGAUGUCCUCUGCAUCGGUCCACCAGAGUAUCAGGAAAAGAAGCUAAAUGAUGUGCCCAGCUUUGACUACGAAUGUACCACUACAGAUUUUGUUGUCCAUCAGACUUUGCCCUACCAGUCGGUUUCGGUGGAUACGUUCAACUCCAAGAAUGACGUGUACGUGGCCAUCGCUCAGCCCAGCAUGGAGAACUGCAUGGUGCUGGAGUGGGACCACAUCGAAAUGAACUUCCGGAGCUAUGACAAUAUUACAGGUCAGUCCAUCGUGGGCUGUAAGGCCAUCCUCAUCGACGACCAGGUUUUCGUGGUGGUGGCCCAGCUCUUCGGCGGCUCCCACAUCUACAAGUAUGACGAGAGCUGGACCAAGUUUGUCAAGUUCCAGGACAUUGAAGUCUCCCGCAUUUCCAAGCCCAACGACAUCGAGCUCUUUCAGAUCGAGGACGAGACGUUCUUCAUCAUCGCCGACAGCUCCAAAGCCGGCCUGUCCACCGUGUAUAAAUGGAACAGCAAAGGCUUCUACUCCUACCAGUCUCUGCACGAGUGGUUCAGGGACACGGACGCGGAGUUCGUGGACAUAGACGGGAAGUCGCACCUGAUUCUGUCCAGCCGCUCCCAGGUCCCCAUCAUCCUCCAGUGGAAUAAAAGCUCCAAGAAGUUCGUCCCCCACAGUGACAUCCCCAACAUGGAAGAUGUCCUGGCUGUGAAGAGCUUUAGGAUGCAGAAUGCCCUCUACCUUUCCCUCACCCGCUUCAUCGGGGACUCCCGGGUCAUGAGGUGGAACAGUAAGCAGUUUGUGGAGAUCCAGGCUCUUCCAUCUCGGGGGGCCAUGACCCUGCAGCCCUUUUCUUUUAAAGAUAAUCACUACCUGGCCCUGGGGAGUGACUAUACGUUCUCCCAGAUCUACCAGUGGGAUAAAGAGAAGCAGCUAUUCAAAAAAUUCAAGGAGAUUUACGUGCAGGCCCCUCGCUGCUUCACGGCGGUCUCCACUGACAGGCGAGAUUUCUUUUUUGCAUCCAGUUUCAAAGGGAAAACAAAGAUUUUCGAGCACAUAGUCGUCGACUUAAGUUUGUGAAGGGGGUGAUGGGGGCCUUUAAAGACGCGUAGCCCUAGCUUUCCCCGAGAGAGGACCCAGAAGCAAAUGGAAAGCCAAGUUCAGAGCUCUCAAAUUAAGGACGCAUUUGGGGAAAUAGAAGUUUUCAUAAUGUUAGAACUCACGUCUUAAUCAGGGAUUGCACUUACUGGCUAACUGCAUGACAUGUCCAGUCUCCCACCCGGAAAGGCAUCUUCAAGCCUGUUCUCUCUGAGAAGAGAGUACCACAGUAACUCUUACCAUCUAGGAAAGUAAUGUGCUUUUUUUUUUCUUUUUCUUUCUUUCUUUUUUCAAAUGAGGAAGGAGGAAAUCAGAUAAGAUGGAACGGCUCUUAGGAUGAAAUCAAAAACAAAAACAAAAAAAGACCCAACGCGCUAGGGGCCCUCCUCAUUCCAUCUUAGCCAUCUUUUUUGGUAAGAACUCUUCAAGGCAAAGUCAGCGGAAAAGAUUUGCUGAUGAUUCGUUUAAAAAUCUGAUAACACUCAGCAAUGCUAUUUUGAGCCAUUUCAGUUCCCCGAACCCCCCUUAAUAGCAGAACGUUGGCCAUCUCAUUGGCUCCCGGGGAUGCUCGUCGGGGGUGGCCACAAAGAAAAUACUCUGCUGACACGUGUCCAGGCCCAGCCCGGGCUGCAGGCCCAUGAGUGAGACAAAGGUGUUCUCCCCUUGUCCCUGGGGUUCAAAGCCGAUCCCGUGGCCGCCCGAGCAAUACUGCUUGUUAGAUGCUCUCCAUGACUCAGCUGCUUCCCUGAACCCGUUCUUUGAGUUUGUGGGUAACCAGCAGACAGGCCAAAGACUGAAUGGUGCUUUUUUAUCCCGUCCUUUAAAGCAGUAGGACAGGUAUUUCCAUCGGAUGGGCAUUUGGUAGAAUUGUUGAGGGAAGGUUUUGUGGAAUCAAAGAGGACUUUACACAAGUCUCGAUGCACUUUGAAACCUAGAGGUGGCCCUUUGAUUUGUGCAUGCCUGUGCCCUCGGGGCAGCGUCACAUUUCGAGUCAUUGAAUACCAGGCUCCCCACCUGCCCACCUGCCUUCCAUUGUGCUUACACAGCGGUCCUGCUUUGUUGAUGUGCUGUUGCUGCUGCUCCCAGCGUGGCCCUUCUGGAGGGGCUGUGGCACCAAAUUGCAGAACCUGAGGUGGUCAUGACACCAGCGCCCCUGUCUUUCCCAGUAGUUUCCCCAAGGAAAGCCCCCAGGGGCUCACACGCUGAGGUGGGGCUCAUCCUGAAUAGGCUAGUGGGGGGCAGGGGAUCAUCAGGGCCCAGCUUUGGAGCUAGGCACACUGGAUCCCACAGACCAGGUCUGCGCUCAGGGGGCCUGAGGGCCUAUUUCAAAAUGGGCUUCUGUGGUGUGGAUUGUCGGGAAGCCCCGGGGGCUCUGGUUUUGUGGUGGAAGCUCCCCAGGGGAUGCUGUGCCUGACUAGCUGGUUCUCUUCAGAGAACAUGAAGUGGGUUUUAGGAGAGCCACCCGACAACGUCUCUCGGAGCCCCCAAAGCAGCACGAUCGUGUUGCAGUGCAGUGUUAUUCUUUAGCAAUCGUUUGCCAAGUCAUGAGUAGGGAGAUGUUUUGCCACAAAUAUGAGCGUGGUGUUUCUGGUUCCUCAGUGCCUAUCAAGGCCAUAAAUAGCAUCGAGGUUGCCAGAGCACUCCUGGGUACGAUCUGGGCCGCAGGCUGAGGGCUUCCAGCCGAGGACACCGGGGAUUUUAAUGAACUAUAAGUGGCCCACACAUAGUAGCGUUGCUGCUUGACACUUUCCUACUAAGCACCAACCACACAGGAGAAAAGUGGUUUGUUUUCAUUUUCUUAAGCCCAAAAAUCACUCUUCUGCAUUCUUUUGUCUUCCUGGUUGAUUUGAAUUGACUACAAAUGCCCAGUAUCCCCACAUCGGAGGCUGAAAGUGGGACAGCUCUGCUAUUCCUCUGGCUGUUAAGAUGGGCAACAAUUCUUUCUGGCACAUGGAACCCCUCAGACAAGCCUGGGCGGAAAAACAGGCCCUUGGCAAACAAUGUAGGGGACAUUUAGGCAGUGCUAGCACUUGUGCCAGGUCGAAAUGAUGUUCCCGAUUCCAGCCUCCUGUGGAGAAGGCAACCGGGGCAUCUUUUCACAGGGCUGCCUCUAUGGAACAGGGCAUCAGCUCCCCGGCCUCACCUCUGAGGGUGAAGUUCCUGGAGAAACCAUCUGCAUUCACCAUGCUGGUAACCAUUGCCUAGAAUCUGGAAAACCAGGGAUCAUGGGGUGCCGGGCAGGGGGGUAGGGGUGCUUGCUGAGUCCAGGUGAGACAUUGGUGGGUGGAAGGCACAUCUAAGGAAUUGGGGGUGAGGUGAGGGCAAGAGGGUGGGUAGUCCCUGCAGCUGCAGUCAGGUUCUCUUUUUCUUUUUAAGAAACUAGACCAAAUCAGUCUGCAGCCUACCAGCCUCUCCGCGCUGAGGGAGGAGAUAUUUGUUCUGGCCGACUUGCUAAAAGGCUGUAGAUGUUCUUGGCGCAAGGUGGUGGAAGCUUUGCUUCAUUAAUCUCACUGCUCCAUCCCAAGAAUCCCUCAAGUUUUAAACAAUUUCUGCAAGAAGCUUUUUUUUUUCUUCCAGUAAUAAUGUAAGACAAAGUAAAACCCCAACAACAUCAGAAAGCCAAAGCAGAGGGAUACGUGAGACCAUCCCCUGUGAUGAUAGUCCCCGGAAGGGCUGCUCUCGUCCAUUCCUUCCCAUCACCCAUUGGUUUCCUUCUUGUCAGCCUGCUUCUUCUUCACAAUCUCUGUGGCUGGGAUGGGUCCCUCCGUGUCGCCAAGUGGCCACGCCACACAGCCUUAAAGUGUGGGAUCAGGAACCGAUCUUCACCGAGACUAAAAGCAAGCCUUAGGUGUGAAUGGCACGGUGUUCUCGGGCAAUGGGUAAUAAGACCACCCUGCAUUUCAGCAAAGCCUUAUGUUUUCUCAGUGUGCAUUUGUGUCCAUCUCAUUUGUUCAUAAACAGUUCUUUAGUUUAUUGGCAGGCAGGCAUCCUGAUUUCAGAGAGAAUGAAACCGCUACAAAAAUCUAAGUCAGUCGCCUGCUCAAGAUUAUCCAGUAGUGAGUGGCAAAGGCAGACCUUGUCCCCUUCCACCACCACCACCACCCACCCCCACCCGCACAAGCAGGCUUCGUAUUUUCUUUGUGACACUCUGACAUGCCUUCCAAAUAAAGACUUUUUAUCAUGAUUCAGAAUAUAGCAGCACCUUGAGAUAAAGUAAAAAUAUACAACAAAAUAUGCGUAGCCAGAAGGAAAAUAGUGCUGAAUAGACACCAUCUCAUCUACUGGUCCCUUUAGCAAUUAAACACUAUGGGACUACUAUUACACACAAGGCCACACUCUUGAAAGUCUUCCAGAAGUUUCAGAUAAUUUUCCGUUCCAAAGAGUGUUUCUAGCUGGCAUGGUUUGCUUCUCCACAGCCGCCCCCCCCCCGCAACAGCGAUGGGGUGCGGAUAUUGGGGUCCAGACACAUCUGGUUCUUGUCACAACGUCCACAAGAUAAACAAGAAGAGUUCUAUGGGGGAGGAGCAACUAAAAACUCGAAUGCGCGAGCGAUGAUGAAUUGCUCCAGGUCAUAAUCAGCCUUUGGGGAGCACGCUGGAAAUGCCAGUGUUGCAUUUUUCUUCCCCAUGGAGUGAGAGGCUGUGUAUUUUUAGGAAAGAAAUCAGCGUGGGAUGCAGGAGGUUUGGCUGCCAGGAACACUCACGAUGGAAAUUUCUCUGACCGUGGGUUUAAUGAAAGAGAGAUGAAGGUCUGCAGGGGGGGAGUCUAUUUGCAUGCCACCUAAAGAAAAUCUCCUUAGCCCAGGCUUCCGGAUUCUUCUGCAGAGGUAUCAGCCCCUCCGCUUGCAGUUUUGGAAGAGAGUUCUUUAAUUAGGCAGUGGCCAAAGAUUCUAUUGAGCAGAGCUCUGGAGUGGAAUGCAAUAAUCUAGUUGUUGACACAGUGAGGAAGGUGGGCCAGACGUAGGACAGUGUAAAGGGAAUGGACAGAAAAGCAGGGCAGAUGGCUGUGGAGGAAACUCUUUGGGGAAAGUAGAAAUAAACUAGAAGAAAGGUCAUCGUGAUUUCCUUAGCCUCAGCCAGGCAAGUAGAGGAUGGACGACUAGGCAAAUUAACAAUUAUUAACAAAGAGAGCCCAUUGUAAUGCUAAUUGACGUAAUUGUGUUGUAAAGCUACUGAGAUCUAAACCUAGCCAGGUACUCUUAUCCUUACGUUAUUCCUUACUUGUAUCAGAAUCUACUUUUUUUUCUGGUAGGAAACUAUGCAUUCCCUAUCCAUCCCUUUGACUAUCAGGAAUGUAUAAGAACUGUGAUAAAAUAAGCCAAUAUGCCAUUUGGUACCAUUUUUAUGUAUCUUAGAUGCAUAACUUAGGUAAAAUAAGAAUAGUUUAUAUGUAUAUGAAAGUAAAUUUUGCAGUAUGCAAGCUACAAUGGAUGCAUUUUAAGGCUGAAUAUAUAUUUAGCUCUUUUUGGUAAAUACAGUUAACAAACAACAUGCCUCUUAAUUCGAUAUAUCUUGUAAGUCUAUGAAUAAAAAGUAGCUCA
Messenger RNA from Nyctereutes procyonoides (raccoon dog), 6205 nucleotides. RefSeq names its product leucine rich repeat LGI family member 2 (gene LGI2). NCBI's taxonomy places the organism in Eukaryota, Metazoa, Chordata, Mammalia, Carnivora, Canidae. The record is from RefSeq and is a predicted model, not a curated record. Gene Ontology annotation, molecular function: protein binding. The transcript has 8 exons. Gene Ontology annotation, biological process: inhibitory synapse assembly. The coding region runs from base 1 to 1647 and encodes 548 amino acids.